Pocillopora meandrina is the source of this 13575-nucleotide messenger RNA. The record is from the annotation of a GenBank genome assembly. Lineage: Eukaryota; Metazoa; Cnidaria; Anthozoa; Scleractinia; Pocilloporidae.
CGGCAAACAGUUGAUGACAAAUUUCGCUGUGGCGACAAAAUAAUAUUUACUUUCCUGCUGGGGAGCGUAUUAUCGCGUCUUAGCCAAGGGACAUUCCUCCAAAUUCUGUGAAGUUAAGUCAGAAAUAAGAGGAACAUGGAGAAAAAUGCUCGUUUCCAAAACACUUGGACCUGGUAGUACCGAAGCAAGUAGAUGAAAGGUUUGUAAGCAUCUUUCGUGACUUUAGCAUCUCUUCCCCUGGUUUUGAAUUGUCUUAAUUAUCCUCUGAGCGUUUGUUCUAUGCUUUUUUCCCUAAUGUAUAUGUUGCUAUUCGUAUUUCACUGUCAAAAACCCUCUUCUUAGUUAUGAACUGUUUCAAACCUAAAUAGUUAAUUAAGUUCGAAUCAUGAUCGUGGUCUUUCAACACAACAUGCAGGCAUUAACGACAUACAUUGUAUUGUGUCCAGGAGAGAAUUGGUUUAUUAAAUGGAUGGUUAUUCCCUAGCUUUAAUUAAAAGUUCUCUUGAUUGGUAAUUGCCCAAAUGUUAUCUUAGAUUAAUCUCAAGAGAGGAAAUUAAAUUCUAUUUCGUGUUGCAGACGCUUCGUGUAGUUACGUAUGACAUGACCAGCUGAUACGAUUAACUUUCAAUAUUUUUUAAAUUGGACAUUUUAGGACAUAAAAUAGGCAAUGAAUUCUUUCAUUACUGUUCGUGCUGUUGUUGCCCCAAUCAAAUCAUUAAAAUUUUUUCAUUUUUUUUUCACUGCGGCAACAAUGUUAAGAAUGCCCUUUGUAUACAAUUAUUGUUUAUUUUCUUUGUGUGAGAAUUUUUAAUAAUGCUAAUUGAAGAGCAGAUUAGCACUUAAACAAAUUUUGCUGCUUUUAGUCAUUAUUGAGUCAAACAGUAGAUGAUGAUUGGAAAAUGUAGAACAUUUAAAUUAAGAAAAAAAAUUGGAAAAGUAAGGCGCAGAUUAUAUUUGUUAAAUAUAAUUUUUUUGACAAACUAGUUUUAAGGGGAUAGGUGGAACUAAUCUUGAGUGAUCUUCCCAUUUGUAUCAGCAAAUAGUUAAAAAAAAAACCCAGCCAUUUGUCACUAAAUAGUGUGACUGGAGAUAUUUCGUUUUCAUAAAAAUAUUUUAAUUUUAUUCUUUUGUGAGAUAUGAGAAAAUAAAUUUAACAUUUUCAGUGAUUUAAACCCCAACAGAAAUAUCAGAAAGAGCAUUAGUUUCUUACUGAUCGGACUAUAUUCUUUAAAAAUCUUGUGGAAGCUAUUUGCAGAAUUUUUUUUGCAAAAUUCAGGAUUUCUCAUUUUUUAUGUACCCUAAUUUUUUUUAAAAAGAUGAGGUUUGGUUUCAGUGAAGUUCAUGUAAUGUUAUGUCUGUUUGGUGGUCUGUCUGUGCUUUUUUAACUAUUUCAUGGAUGAUAUUAUUAAUUUACAGAUAUUCUCUAAUUAAUAACUAUGAUAUUUGUCUGAUAAACUUUUGUUUUGUUUAAAUUUUUUUUUAGGUGCUUGUAAAAAGUUUGCUGAUAUGAGUUAAGCUGAGGUCUGACACUGAGCACCUAAAUUGAGAACAGACUGAGAGUAUCUAACAAAAUCUCACCACUACAAUGAAAGUUUUCUUAAUUCAUGCAAGUGACUUAUUAGUUUGUCAGUGGUAUUUGGUGGCCAAUCUGAUGUAAAAGAUCUUUGACUCAAUUUCCAGUAUUGUGAUCUUAUGAUGGCUCAUGAUCAACAUUUAUUAUGGACAACGAAAGGAACAAAGGCUUCUAAAGAUAAUAUGGAUCCUAACUCACGGCACAUUUUCUUCAACUCCCCAAAUACUGGUAGGCCUGGACAGAGAAGACCUAUUCAGCGAGUCAAAAGUGCAGCUCCUAGAAUUGGUGGAAGACAUCCUGGCGGUAAAGAGUAUAACAAAGUUAAUGCAAGUCCCUUGGGAAGUCAUUCUUCAUUUUUUCUCAAUCCAUCACCAACUCCUGCAACCUCACGCCCCUUGUCGUCAAGAAGUGGAAGAAGUUCUUACAGCUCAGUGCAAAAGAGUAAACAAGAACCAAGUGCAUCUCCUACAUCGUUAUACCUUCAGCUUCAUAAAGCAAGAUGCAAAUCAGCUCCCCCAAGACCUGCUGACUAUUAUCUUCCCCAGAAAUUCAAAUCUUGGCAAUCACGUGGUGGUUUUACCUCCUCCUUAUCUCAAAGUGCCCCAAAACGUGCAUGGCAGAACAGGACAAGUUCUGCAAAGAGUCAGAAUUCUCUCAUGUCCCGAGAAGAAGUAGAAAAACGGCAUAGAGAGCGCUGUAAAUCAGCUCCUCGUCCUUGUGAUUUUAGCUCUAUUGAAGUUGUAAACUGUGUUCCCAAGCAUGGUUCUGAUAUUCAAAGAUUAAAAGCUUUUACUCGUCCUUUAACCUGUAUGCCAGAUGUUAUUCAGAAUGUUCUUUCACACAAUGGUCUAAGACAUUGCUGUUCUGCUUAUCAACCCAGGCCUAAAUCAUCUCCUUCGGUAGGUGGUAACAUCAUUGUUAUCACAGUUGUGGUGGUUUUUGUAUUACUUAAGAUAGAAGAAAAUGAAUUGACUGUGAGUUCAAACCCAAAGUAGAAAAAAAUGUUCAAAACUUCUCUUAACAUAUGAAUUCUACAUAGCAUUAAUAAUAAGUUAAUUAUAUUAAAUUACUGUAGUUAAAAUUUUUUUUUAUCUGCUCUACUAGAUGUGUUAAUGGUACAUGUACAUGUACAUGAUCCUUUCAACAAAAGGAAGAAAUGGUAGUAUUUAUCUACAACAUCACCAGUACAAAGUGAUUGAAUCCUGUCUGGAAUACUUUGAUUUUGAUUAUAGGACCCAAAUGUGGCAUUGUUGGUUAAGAAUCAUGUAUCACAAGGAUGAUAUAAAUAGUCCAAUUCGCCUUUGAUAUGUUUGGUCGCUGAUUACUGAUCUUUUGGCCUUUUUGCAGAGACAGCAGUUUUGGCCUGUUGCAAGACCCACUGUGGUAAGUUAAUACAUUAUAUGCAUUUACAAUUUUAUGUACUUAUCAACUGAUUGAUAGGGCCAGACAGGAAAAUAUUUGGCCUUGAGGUAUAAUGAUGUACUGACAGAACACAUCAUGAUACAUGGUCAUGCAUUAUAACCAAGAGCUAAUAUUUUCUUGUCUAGCCCAAUCAAACUCAGUCAAUAAGGAUUUUAAUUGUCAUAUGACUACAGACUACAAUGAGUUGUCAUAUGAUACAAUUAGUUGAAAUAGGACAUGAUGGACUGGCACACCCAUGUCAUGCAAUCAUGAAAAAGACUUAACCUACAAUAUUAAUUUUUCCUUUGUUUUUUUGAGUCAGAACAAGAAACUCACAAUCCAUCGAAAAACAUGACUUUUUCCCCCCCUUUUCUAUUUUCCUUAAAGUUUUUGCAACAAAGCUGUGUGAGUGUAGGGUGGAACAGCUUUUUCCAGACCGGCUUACAUCAGCCCCUUCAGCCCUACUCAUGUCAGCUUUCACAAGUGGACUAAGAUUUUCUAUGAGAUUGGACCUGCAGGGCUGUAUGGGUCAUAUGAUAAAUUAAACAUUUUUUCAGUUUCUGUGGUAUUCACAAUGGUACUGUAACAAUUAGUUUUACGUAGAGUAUGAAAGGUAAUUACCCCCCAUAUACUUCAAGUACUUCUAAAUUUAUCAAGUCCAACUUUACAUCUUAAAAGUUCAUAAAUUACCUAUACACAGGUGUGCAUGACAAAAUAUAUUGAAAAUGGUCUUUUUAAAUUUUUUUUUUAAUGGUAUUUAAAAUUAAAAAAAAAUUAUUUUGAAUGACAUUUUUAGCAUUGAAUUGUCAAGAGCAUUUUAAAAGUACUGUACAUCUAGAAACAAAAUUGUACAAUUUCAUGUAUCUCUUACUAGACAAAAUGUGACAAAAAAACUGUAAAUGAGUUUGAUGAUUUUCGGUUAUGAUCUGGUUUGUUUCAGCAAAUGAAGUAGCUUUGACUGUUUUUUUUAUGUAGAUGAAAAUUAUUAUACUUUAUUCAUGACAACAUUUGCUGUGUUUGAAUUUACCAGUUCCAAAGGGGAGAUGUUCCAAAAUAUCUUCACUUUGUGAAACCAGCAGGAUUUUGGGUACGUGGGGAAGGUGGUCAUCUUAAAACUGGUCCUGAUGAUGAUCUCUCUUUACUAAAUGACAAUCAAGAUGUGUUGGCGAGAGCUGAUUUCCCUUUAAAUUAUGAAGAUGACUUGAAUGAAACAGUGCUGUUUGAAGAACAGUUUAUUGUACCUGCAUCACCCUCCGAGGCAUCAUCAGAGAGGGAGUACUCAAUAGAACCAAGAGGUAUGGAUUAACUCUUUAGCCCCAAAGAGCGGCUAGUUUCCAAUUUCUCCUUAAAAUCAAAAUGUUAAUGUCUUGAGAAUAACGGGGAUGAUGGCCAAGUAAAGAAACUCUGUAUUGUUGAAAUUUUCUCCUUGUGAAGAAUAUCCAUAGCGGAUAAUAAUGAGUAGUGAUGGAGGUGCCAGCUUUCCACCAGAAGAGCUUGCCUAAUGCUUGAAAUGUCAGCUUUAGAAACUUUUUACAGUUAUGGCAAUUUACGUUAUAAACUCAGUUGAUAAAAACAAAUUAUUUUGUAAUCCCAUCUGACACAGCACCACAGUUUCUUUAGAACCACCAUUAUGAUUUGGGUUCAUUUCUUGGGGUCAACAUUGUCUUAGCCAGAAGUCUUUGCUGGACAGGAAUAGUGUAUUGAUAUUGCUUGGAAGAAAGUGAUGUAGAUGUGUAGGGUUUUUGAUGUGAAAAACUUGUUGCACACUGACCUGAGUAUAUUGGUGGCAGCAUAAUUAGCUUGAACUAAUAUAUAUUUGGAAGUUUCAGCUGGUUUGAAGUACUGAAUUAUCUCUGGUUUUGAAAUCACUUUACUUGAAAAUUGUAUCUUUUUGCGAAUUUUUCUGGUCUAUCUCUAGAUGAAGAGUUACAAACAGAACAAGAUUUAGAUGCCACCCACUGUGAAGGUCUCGCUGAAAAAUAUUUGGGUGAUGAUGACAAAAAUUGGCCUGAUAAUCAAGUGACUCUUGAGCCACCACUAGAAAAACCUCCAGCUGAUAUCAAGACUUCAGAUGCAGAUCCUGUGGAACCUGUUCUUGAAAUCAUCAUAACUAAGUUAGAACCUGAUAAAAAUUCAUCUCCUGAAAUCAACAAAGAAGAGCAAAAAGAAGGUGGCACAAAGGAGGAAGGUGAUUCUGAUAUACAAAUUGAUGUUCCAGAGAUUCCACAGUGGGCAACUGAAGAAACUUUGAGUCCAACUGAAGAUGUUAGGUUAGAUGAUGUAAAGGAAGAGGUUGUAAUGCCAGAGCCUGUGGAAGAACCUGCUCAGAUUGAAAAAGAACUAGAGAAAGAGGUGGAGAAUGAGCCUGUGGCUCAAAAGCUCAAUGACGUUCCUCAGAAGACAGAGGUGGAGAUGCCCAAACCACAAACACAUCAAGUCAAGUUCUCAGAUUCUCUGAUUCUUACGAGUUUCAAGUCACCACCAUCUAAAGAAGAAGAGAAGGAGCAGGUGAUUAAACCUAUUUUAAAACCUACUGUGAGUAAGGCAGAGUCCCCAACACUUAAACGCGAGGAACCCAAAGUAGCAUCAGCCACACAGAAGAGAACAACACCAUUGCUGGAACGCAAGGUGGUGGAAAAACCACCACUUCUGAAACCACCUCCCGUAGCACCAGUUCAACCUGUAGAGGAAAUGAAAACAGAAGAGAAUAAUGAGGAGAAGAGGCCAGAGGAAGAAGAGAAGGUGGCAGAAGAAAGAGUAGAGGUGGCACCCAAACUUGAGCCUGAAGUGUAAGUUAGAAUAAUUAAUUUAUUCACUUCAUUGGUAUUCACCUAACUUAACAUUUGGCCAUCUCUUGAAGAGAAGUCUAAUAAAAGGAGAUAUAUUUCAAGACAUUGUCUUGAAAUUUCUCUAAAAGGUGAUUGUAAAUUUUAAACCAUGAAAAGUCAGUGUAAAAUAGAGUGAGGAUUAGAAGCUUCAUUUUGCUAUGUUUGACUCACUGUGUCAGGUUUGCAUGAAAACUACUAACAAUGAUACACUCCUUAUAAUCAUCAGUGAUUGUCUUGAAAAUUAAAGAUAUUUAUAACUUUUCUCUUUCAGUUUACCCAAACCUGAGUAUAUAAGAGCACCUGGAGCCUACAGGAUGUAUGAUCCAAAGGUUUGUUUCAUUGUGUGAGUUUUGGACUACAAUAACUAUAUAGAUUGUAUGGCUGCUGAAAGCUCAUCUACGCCGUACUGCUUCAGUGUAGUUUGCGCUAAUCAUUAUGUUAACACAUUUCAGACCAUGGUAAUCUGGUAAUUUUUGUGUAGUUUAUUCCAGUCUGCACUAUUUCAUACAAAUAUGUUUUAAUAGUCAUGCUGAAUCUUGACUAGUAUCUUGUCAUGUGCCUUCUCUUGUUAGUUUUGUCCCUUCUAAUUAUGAACAUUAACCUUGGAUUCUUAUCCUUGUCUAUGCUUACUAUUAAUAUUGUUUCAAUUAGCAGAGAGAAUUUUUGAAACAAACCUGCUUCUAGCAGGGAACCCAAAAUUUUCAGAAAAUCAUUUAGGCAGCCUGACUGUAAUAAAUAAAUGUAGAACCUCAGACUUUCGUGACCAUGGAGGUUUUGCAAUGAUUAAGAUAUGGGAGAAGCUUUGACAUAGACAAAAGACAAAAGCUCUAAAUUUGACAGUUGUGGCUAAUUAAAAAUUCUAUAAUUAUCACUCAUCAUAUGCCAAUACAUUGUUGUUUAAUUAUUGUGGAAAAAAAAUUGAUAUAGGGUAUGUUUCACAACAGUGUUGUAGUUUUCUUUCUUGUGGUAGUUUUUACAAAUUAAAUACACUUUAGUUGAUUUAUUUGGAGAUUAAUGUCAGUAGCAGUUUUGUUGGUUUUAUAAUGCUAUAAACUAUAAUUAUACUAUAAGUGAAGUAUUUUAAACAUUCUCCCCUCAUUAUCACAAACUUGCUAAUUAAUGGAUAUACUUAGAGACAUGUUUAUGGACAUCCUUACGAGUCAAAAUAUUUUGGUUUUUACAUCAAUGCAGCAUGGAACUGAUGAACAAAUAGAACUGAAGGAUCCAAAAGAGAUUGAAUAAUGAUAUAAAAUUCAGCAUUAAAACGUCCGUUUUGGGACUCUGUUCAGUGUACUUUAUGUUUUGAAGUUCUUCUUUCCAAUAAAUUGUGAUAAAUUAUUUAUAAUUAGUUAAUUAUAUUCACUCUGGUGGCAUUAUUCAUUUUUCGAAAUAAUUACUUCUCAUCUUCCAAUUCUAAAUUAGUUUCUAUAUAAGAUUGGAAUGACUUUGUUUAAAAAAGAACUAAAUUAAAUACAGUCUUUUUCUUAGUAAAAAGAGAAUUGAAGAGAAAAGUAAUAUAUAUUUCCUUGUAUUAAACAAUAUCUAGUUCAUGUCCUUGUUAACAACUUUGAAAUGUAUACUCCCCCCACUCAGCAAAUAUAAUAAUGAGUAUUAUCCAUCUUGAAAUUAUCUUACCACCUGUCCAAACUACCUUAAAUAUAAUAUUGUCACCAAUUAAUUAUAAGUAUUGCUUCCAGUUACCAGGUUUUUUAGAAUCUGCAAGGCAAUUUAUUCCAAUAUUUAUACAUGUGCUAUCUUAUUUGUAGUCGCAGGUCAGUUUGGAGGUAAAUGUAUAUCUAACAGUUAUAAACAUAAAUUCAAAAUUCCUUUUUGUAAGUUUUCAAUAACUCUAACUUUAAAGUCAGACAUACAAAUCAAGUGAGGCCAGGUAUGCUACAAAAGCAUACCCACGAAAGCAAACAUAGCAUACCUGGCCUUACUUGAUUUACUUGUCUGACUUAAUAACACUGUGCUACUCAAGGACAACAUCAAACACUUGAUAACUCUAAUUUUAUUUUGUGUUUUAAUGCACUUGACAAAACAUACUUGAAUCUAUUAUAAACAGGAGUUUGAGCUUAAGGCUUUGAUGGAAACAGUUUGCAUUUUGUAAAAGUAGUUGGGACAUUACUUGAUUUAAAACACUGAAUACAAGUCAAUUACAAGAUAGGCAAUUUGUGCGAAAAAAGGUUUUCUUUUGCCAAAUAAUGUGUGUACUCCUGAGGCUGUUUUAGAAUCUUUGUGAGUUAUUAAUUACCCUUUGCAUUUAAAUUAUAAUAGAAUGUUGAGAUAUGCCUAUCUGGUAGUCAAUUUCUUUGCAUAGUUUGCUUUCUUGUCCUUGUUAACAUUGAAUAUAAUCACACUCUGUUACUCUAGUUAAGGUGUAGUUUUUUGAGGUUAGAACACUGUCUGUUUUACCCAAACUGCCCUGCUUGCUCCUUCUUUGCAAGUUAGCUAGUUAGUGCCCUUUGUGCUUGUAUGCAUAUAAGGCCUCUGCCAUAGAAUGCCAUUGAUUUCUGUUGGUUGCCUGUUGGUCAAGCUGCCCUCAUGUCCAAGCUCUGUCCUUUAUUUCCUUGGGCCAUGGGGAGUCCAUCAGAGUGAGUCUGGGCAAGGCUGAUGGUGGCAUUUGGAGCACAUGGCCAAUUCAUCUCCAUCUUCUUUUUUGGACCCUUUAGAUUAUGGGUUCUGUAUUUAAUAAUGUUAAGUAAUUUUCCAGGACCCAGGCUUUGAAAGAGUGAACAAAGCUAUCCAAUGCAAAAAUGGGUAUCCAGUGGAUAAGAGUCAACUACACAAACUAAUUUAAGUUAUUUUCACAGGACCUCCUUGAAUAUCGGUUGGAACAAAAAAGAGAGUCAAGACCUCUAAAGAAAUCCUUAACCAACUCAUCAAUGCCACGGUUUGUGCCUUCUGCUGAGAGCACUGAAGUUAUAACAUCUAUAAUGGAUGAACAUAAGGUAAGUUGAUUGUUUUGAGGUCUAUUUAUGUAACUCAUAUGUGAUUUAGCUUUAUGCAGUAAUGUGAGAUUUAUUUCAUUUUAAGUUUUAGACUUUUUGACACUCAAGUAUGUCAGUUAACUUGAUUUUACCACUCUAUUGACCAGGGAAGGAACUAUUUUCAUGUACAUGUACAGAGUAUGUACUAGAUGAAAGUGUCACCAAAGGUUAUUUUUUUUAAAUUAAACUUGUAAUAUAGUUUUAAGUUGGUCUGAUAUAGGGGUAUACAGUUAGGGGUGAUAUUUUCAAGAACAGCAAAAAUCUCAGAGGUAACCCUGGUGUGAUUGGUAGAUAUGCUGCCUGGCAUACUGUGCAAGUUAAUAACAUUCCACAAUGCACGAAGCUGCCCAUUUUAGGUGUUAUAUUUCAGGAGAAUUGUAAAUAUAGUGAACAUGUACGUGCUAAGUUGAUUAAGCCAAAUAAGAGUCUGUGUUAAGACCUUUACAGAAGGAAGGUUUCAGUCAAGGUGAAGUAGACCACCUAUUUAGUGCCUUAGUUUUUCACUUAUGGUCUGCCUGUUUAUGGUGCUAUAGACUCAGAUCUCACAGUCAUACAAAACUUUAUGGACAGAUGCAUUAAAAGGAAAUACACAUCUAAGAGAAUGGACAUUCAAUGCAGUUUUAAGUUGGUCUGAUAUAGGGGUAGUUAGGGGUGAUAUUUUGAAGAACAGCAAAAAUCUCAGAGGUACUUCUGGUGUGAUUGGUAGAUAUGCUGCCUGGCAUACUGGGCAAGUUAAUGAUAUUCCACAAUGCAUGAAGCUGCCCAUUUUAGGUGUUACAUUUUAGGAGAAUUGUAAGUAUAGAGAACACGUACGUGCUAAGUUGAUUAGCCAAAUAAGUGUCUGUUUGUAUUAAGACCCUUACGGAAGGAAGGUUUCAGUCAAGGUGAAGUAGACCACCUAUUUAGCACCUUAGUUUUACCACAUUUCACUUAUGGUCUGCCUGUUUAUAGUGCUACAGACUCAGAUCUCACGGUCAUACAAAACUUUAUGGACAGAUGCUUUAAAAAGGAAAUACACAUCUAAGAGAAUGGACAUUCGAGAACUUUUAGAAAAGGUAGAUAAGAAGAUUUUCAGGGUAUGUUCAGUGGAUCCCUUUUGCCCGCUUAGUAACAUCAUUCUAAAGAAGAAACAAAGUACAAACUCAGAAACAAAAGUGCUCAUCACCCAGAUAUAAAGACUGACAGAUUUAAAAAUAGGCUUAUCUUUAAAUAUAAUCUUUAAUCUUUCUAUUAUUUUAUAUAGUAUGUCUUAUGUGUAUAUAUACAGUAUGUCUUCUGUAUUUUUAGAUUCCUAACUGCUGAUGUAACUUAAGAUAUGUCUUUUUAUCUUAGGAGGAAUAAAGAUUGAUUGAUUGAUACUCAACACAGUCAUUAUGAUAGCCAUUCUCUAUAUCAGAAAUAACUUUUCUCAUUUUUCUGCAGCAAAGGAAAGAAGGAAUGAAACCCUGGCUUCAGGGAAGACUAGCACUUUCUAAGCAAACAAGUAGAUUUGAGCUUCCUAUGGAUGUUAAAUUACUUGAAGGUAAUUUGUAUGGUUAUCAUGAUAUUUUUCUGUGAGUGUCUUUAACCCCAAGCAGUGUAACUUAUCAAUGUUGUCGUGAUGAAUUUUAAUUUUAAUUUCCUCAGAAAUGACACCAAUGGAGUAUUUGACAAAGUACUGUAUCAUAAGGUUAGUUGCCUAUUCAUCUCAAGUGAACCUUGUCUCUUCAUCAUCAAACUUUGGAAUAAUGUUCCGCUGCCAUGCAAUUCUCAAGAAGUGAUGAAAUGAAUGAUGUUUUGACCUGAAGUUAAUUUCAAAGGAAAGAAUGAUCCUCUCAGUUGAAUUGCAUUCAAACAAAUUGGCUCAGUAGCUCAUUUGUUAGAGCAACAAACUAGUUAAUAAGAGGCAUUGGUGCAAACCUGGGUGAAACCUGAAGUUUUCAAACUUAUCUUCUGCAGUUUCUUUUAUCACAGUGAACCUGUGAGAAUAAUUCUUCCAUUCAGUCAUUUAGUUCCACAAUUUAAUCAUCUGACUACAGAGCACAUAUCUUCAGAUUGAAUUAAUUCAGUAUGUUACUUUCUAGCACAAGAAGGAAAGCACUUUACAAACAUAUAUUUCAGAAGGUGGAUAAAGAUAGAGAUAAUAAAAUAACUUUUAAGGUAGGUAAUUCAACUAAAAGUAUUUUGAUCUAUCCAUAUCCUAGUUUUAAAAUUUUUGUCAAAAUUCAAUGAGCUUCUUUUAAUUUGAUUAAAAGGAGAUGGACAAGGGCUUAAGGGAGAUACAUGUGGACUCUAUAUCAACAGAACAGGUCAAGAAACUAAUAGAGGUAAGUCUGAUGUCAUUGUGCCUCCAUUUUUUCCAAGAAGAUUCUGUUAGUACUUAAUAUCUAUUCACCAAAGUGAAGGUGGCCAGUGGUGCAUGUUAAUAAUAUAUGCUCAAAAAGAUAAUUUUAGUUAAUUUUAUACCUGCAAUGAUUACAAUAUUUUUGGGUGCAAAUCCUGCAUGUGUUGCUUGGAGGUGAAUGGCAAAGGAUAUUUGGAGUUUGAGUUGCCAAUCACAGCACACCUUUAACGCUAUUCAGCUGUUUUACAAUGAUGUUGUUAUACCUUGAUACCUUGAUAUGCAUCAUUGACUGAGCAGGAAGUAAUUAUUAUCAUAAUAACUGAUGAAAAAAAUAGUUAUUGUUUUCAGCUCAAGUUAUAAGUUAGAUAAUAUUUUUUCUCAAUUACAGAUGGUUGAAGGAAAUGAGAAGUCUACUUUCAGUCUUGCACAGUUUUCAGCAAUUGCUGCAUUUUCUGAAAGGUUCCUCUUCUCAGAAACACAGUAAGUACAUAGUGAAGUGGUUAGCUUGCUUGGAUCUUAAACAUUUCGGUAUAACUGUAUCCUGUGCCAUGGUUGUGUUUGGUGUUGUGCAAACAGCACUGCACUGUCACAAGUCUAUUGAUAUAUAAGAAACAAACAGUGAUUCCAACUAAAUUUUGUUUUUGCCAGUCAUUGCUUUGGACUAAAACAAGUAAAACAUGAUAAGAAAUUAAAAUGGGAUUCAGUGUUAAUUUUGAGUAAUGAGAUUGUUCAGUUCUACGUUUUUGAUGGGCUCUGAUUCACGUAACCCCAGUUGUAUUGAGAACAAUAUUCUAAAGUUCCUUCAACUGCUGAUCCAUGCUAUAUAUAUAAUUAUAUAUUUUUUUUUUCAUUCUAGGGUAACAGAAAAGAACAACCCAUACAGCUCAAAGGAAAUUAUUGAAGAGGCUGACUUCUGUGGAUUAAAAUCCAAACUUAGUGGAUUCCCUGUAAGUUUUACAACUGUUGUAUUUUUUAGGCAGGAUUAGGUAAAUUUUCUUUUCCAAAAGAAGGCACCUAGGAAAUGAAAUGUUGCUAAAAGUAUCAUGUUUUUUCAAAUCAAAGGCACCAUAAGAGUAGGUAGGGGGCUAGGGUGAGGCUUUUGUGCGAUUUUGUUUUUGAGUCAGGCCCUUUGGGUUGGAAGAUUGCAAAAAUUAGUUCUCACCAGAAAUUUCAGAAAUCUUGAACAGCAAAAAUUUUUCACUUUCUGUUGAAAAAAAAAAAAUUGCCAAAAGACAAAAUGAAACUCAAAAACAAAACUCUGCCAUAGAGUAUUCAGGCUGUGGGAGAAUUGUCUAGACUCUGGUUGAUGAUAGAUGGAUGAAUAAAUUUUAGCAGGAGGAAAGGAAAGAGGAUUGUUAGUAUACAGAUUAACUCUGUUAUAUUUUCAUUUAUUCAUUUGGAUGCUAACAUGUGUUCAUUUUUUUCCUCACCUGAUGUACUUUCUUUUUCCAUCUUUUAAGGUGAACCCCACAGUGAGGAAAAUUUUGGAAGUGCUCUAAGUCAAUAACAAUAAUAUAUUUAUUACACUUAAUUAUAAAUUUGAGGAUAUUUAAUAUAUUGUUGCACAAUAUUUAAAAUUUGCAUAAAUGAAAUUUGUUGUAUUUUAACAAUGAAGAACCUUUUAUAGUAAGCUAAAUUGUACACAGUGGCAAUCAUACAGUAGGAUCUGACACUUUGGUACUGAUCAUUGAAUUGGAGCCAAUGCCAUUUUGUAAUGAUACAGCAACUACUGCUUAAAACAGUUGGGUUCAAACUCUUUGGUGGGAAGAAUCAUCCUUUAUCCACUUUGGAAAUGCAGAAUAAUUUAAUUCCUUCAAAGUUGUAGCAGGAGAACUGAAAUGUCCUUUAGGUUGUCACUUUUCUCUGCCAAAACAACAACUGGUGAAAGGUCUUUGUGUACAGGCUAUAAAUAUUGUUGACCUUGGGGAUAAUCAGAAAGCUAUGUACCCUCAGCUGAAAACAACACAGUAUAUUGGAAAAAAUAAGUCACUAGUGUAUUUUGACAGUAUGAGUCAUCCAGGAAAAAAAAUCCUUUUUUUUUUUUUUUGUAGAAUAACUGCAGUCCUAACCCUAACCCUAACCCUAAGCAAAAGUAAGGGGAAGUCUUAUUUCAAUUAAAUAUUAAACACUUUCCUAUACACAUAAAGAUCAUAGAGGGAAACUCAGCUACAUUAUUCAGUGGUUCAUGUUCCUCAAUUUUUUAUUAGCUAGUUUCAAGGGAGUAUUUCCACAAUAUUAAUGGUCAACUAAAGAAAAAUAUCCAUUCAUGAAGUAUUCCAUACACAGAAUAUGUAGUUUUGACACUGUUAUUUUAUCUUAGGAAGGAACUUUAUUUUGUAUAAAUUUGGUUUAAAAAUAAAUCAGUGUAUUAAAGGAAAGUAUGUUCUUUGUCCCCACAACUUUUUCAGCAAAUAGUAACAUCUUUAUUUUCUUGUAAACAGAAUAAGAAAGAUGGUAACU